AUGUUUCCAACUUUCAUUAGCAUCCUAGAUAUUCAAUCAUGGUGGGAGGUCCCAAGCAUCGCUCACUUUUGUUCUCUAUUUCGAAGUGCUUUUAAUCUUUUGGAUUUCGAUAUUGAGGACUUGGAAGAAGCUCUUCUAACAGAUGGCACCGAGGAGUCGUCUUGGCUGCAAGAUUUAAUCGUCAGAUUGCUCAGCGGUUGCCUUCCCAACAAUGAAAUAUCCACUUUUAAUUAUCAGAUGUUCCUAAGACGACUGUUUCGUCAAAAAUGUCAAGAACAUGAUCAGUACAACCCGUUUAACACCGAUAUCGACUUUCAGUUACUCCCUUUGAGAACCAAAGUCGACAUUUUACACGCCCUCUGCGAUUUUCGUUUAGACGCCGAAGACGUGCUAGAUCAAUUGAAGAAUUUAGAAGCCGACAGCCUUCGAGUGGAACCAUUAGGAUAUGAUACUAACGAUUCCGCUUACUGGUAUUUUUACGGUACUAGAUUAUACCGAGAAGAUUACACGACAAAAAAUAAUAAGAAAAAAGCCGUGUGGCAAGUGAUUUGUUUUACGGAAGACGAUUGGUUCCAGCUGACUAAGAAGCUGAAAAAAUCGAGUAAUAAAGCUGAUAGACAGUUGCAUCUUACUUUGAGCGAAAAUUUUCUUCCGGAAUUGCCGAGGCUUUUUAAGGAAAAAGAAAAUCUUGCUCGCAAACGUCUGUUAGAAAAUUUGCCGAGAAGAACUUCUAGUCGAUUAAAAAAAUUGGAAACGGAAAAUGAAAAAGACAUCGAAAAGAAAGAGUUCAAUGAUGCCAAAGAAAAACUGAAAGCGGAUAAUCUUUCCUUGGAGGAAGAGACGAAGAAAAAAGAUUUAGAAAUUAGAAGACAGGCGGCUUACGAAAGGCGUUCGAAAUUAAAGGAAAAAAGCGAAGAUGAGAAUUUAGAACAAUCGAAUGAGACGAUGGCGAGUACUAGGAGUAAAAAAUCCAAAACUAAGGAAAAAUCAAAUGUUAAAGAAUUUUUUACAGAUGAGAAGUCUGAGAAAAGUUCGAAACUCAAUAAAAAGCGCGACAAACAAUAUGACGGUGAAACAAAAUUGCUGCUUUCGAAACCGACCACGGUGGGCCGUCAGACUAACAACUCGCUGUCUGCUGCAACCGGACAAAUUCUUAUCGAACCAAUGAAAAAUACGAAUAAAAAGAAGUUGAAGACGUCGCAAGUGUUUCGUCAAACUGACGAAGAUUUACAAACGGGGAUGCAUAAAAUUUUGGAUUUCGUUAAAAGUCACGAAGACGCCUGGCCUUUUACCGAUCCGGUCGAAGAAGAAUACGCGCCGAAUUACUACUCGAUUAUCAGAAAACCGAUGGAUCUGCAACGGAUGGAAGAGCGAUUGGACUCGGGAUAUUAUAAAAAUUUCGAUAAAUUUCGCGGCGAUUUUCAAUUGAUCGUUGAUAAUUGCAAGCUUUAUAAUGGAGCAGAAAAUGAAUAUACGGAAAUGGUCGAUAACCUUCAACAAGUAUUUCAACGAGGCACCGAUAAGUACUUAGACCAAAUAUCUUCAUCGGACGACGAAAUCGCCAUUGAAUUCUGCAACGAAAACAACUCCAAGUCCAAAACCAAAAAAUCCGAAGAACCGAUCACCAAUUCUCGCAGAAAACCGAUGCUAGCAGCCCAAACGGAUAGAAAACGCGAGCGAUCCGAAUCAGAAACGUCUUUGAACAGCAAACGAAGCAGAUCGAGCGAAUCGCCUCUUAGAGAAGUCGUCACCAGGUCUACCAAACAUAGAAAACACGAUCACAUUGAAAACGUAUCGGAAAAAUCGAAAAAAACAAACAAAUCGAAGAAAGAUCGAGACGAAUCCAAAAAGAACGAAAUUAAAAAAGAGAAAUCCAGUUCGAAAAAGGAACUUCGAAAUAAAUCCAAAAAGGCCAGCAAGCGAGAAAAGGAAAAGGAGAAAGAAAAGAGAAUAGAAAAGGAAAGGAAAAUUGAAAAGGAAAAGAAGAAGAAAAUUAAAAGUAAACCGAGCCGGAGUCCGAGUUUGAGCCCGCCUCCGAGCGACAGCCCGCCCCCUUCGAGUCCCGACAGCAGAUUCGAUUACUUUCCUAAAAGUACGUCGAAACGAAAACAGCACGAAGAAUUGUCGGAUUUUGAAAAUCUACCCAAAGAAGGAAAACGACAUUCCCAAACAAAAGACCUAUUCGAAGAUAUCGAAGAAAUCGACCACCAUUUCGAUAAAAAAAUGAAAAAAGACGAUCCAACUUCCAUUUCACCCAAACCCAAAGACAAACACAACAAAUUAAGGGAAACCAUUGAAAAAUUAAAAGCCAAAAGCGAAAUCAAACUAAAAAACGAAUUCGAAUUCGAAGUGGACCAUUCGAAAGAAAAUAAAGAUAAAACGAAGAAAAUAGAAAAAUUGGAAAAAGAAGAAAAGCAUAAUAAAAAUAAAACGAAAGAGAAAUCACAGAAAGUUAUUGAAGUAGAGUUGGAAAGUAAUAAUACUAUAGAUAGUGUCGAAUCGGAGAAGUUGAAGAUAAAUAAACCAACUUCAAACAUGGACGCUCUGAGUAUCGCCACAGAACAAACCUUAAAAGACAUAAAUAAAUGGUUAGACGACACUCCGAAAUUCACGGAAUUCAGUUCAGCGAGCAAUUCACCUUCCUACACCGGAUUGGACGAACUAGACGCCAUCACGAACAAAAUAGAUCAAAUCCCCGGUAAAAAAAUCGACAAACCUCUAACAACCAAAAAAGAACCAUCAAACAGCAAAGAUCCCAAAAAGAAACCAUUCAGAGAUCCAUCGAAGUUCUUCAAAAGGCGCGAAGUCCAACGCACCAUCGACCGAUUGCAACCCGGCAAAAGCAAAGGGAAUCUCAUCGCGAACGUUCAAAACAUCAACAAACAAGACGAAAUUUUUCCCUUGGGUCCUUUAUCUAAAUUGAAAGAUACCAAAAAUUCGUUGAUAGUUAAAACGAACACGAACGCACCGAAACUUAGUUUGGGAUCCGUUUUGGACAGUUUCGGAAAGCAUAAGUUCGAUCAGAAGAAAGAAUCCGAAGUAAAAAUCGUCGAAGAAGUUAAAAUUGAAGAAGUAAAGAUGGAUGUAGAGAGUGUUAGUGUUGCGAGUAAAAAGGUGGAAGAGGAAGUUAAUAAGGAGGUAAAAGAGUUGGUUGUAGUUGAAGAUGGUAAUGGAGGAGCCACUCCGAAUUUGAGCGCUUGGUUUAAAGCUUUCGGCGCGCCGAAAAUACAACCGGUAACCAAAAAGAGCGAAAAAUUGGAAGUUAAAGACGCGGAAGAGAAAACAUUGUUACCGAUUGUUUCUCCAACCACCGAUAGUUCUCAAGGACAACCGGUAUCGAGGCAAAGAAGAAUCAGUACAGGCAGCAGCGUUUCGGAACGAUCCAGCUUCAGUCAAGACAUGGAUUCGCCGCGGGUCGGUAUAGACGAACGCGGCGCGUAUCCCGCACCGUAUCCGUCGCCGUUACACCGAUCGCCUUCGGGAGCGUCGCCUAUUAUGGCUUCACCGCGACCCGAUAUAUCCCCGAAAGCUGCGUAUUCCACUAUCAACGGACAGAUUAGAGUGGGAUUCUAUCAGGAUACCGUAUCGAACAAAAGCAGUCCGGAUAAAUCUUCUCCUAGGGAAAAUUCGCAAUCGCCGUAUCCGCAUUAUCCGGAACAACACGUUUAUACUCCGAAUACCACCGAAAAUGCUUAUUAUUCGUAUACGAAUCCGCCGUACUACACGCACGUUCCUAAUUAUUCCAGUACGAAUCCCACGCCCCCUUACAACACCGAAGGGAAUUACUCGUUUUACGAUGCCAGCAAAUCUUAUACCGCCAAUUCUCCCGCCAGCAAUCAACAAUCGCCGGAUCCGACGGUUGUUAAUUCUCCUAUCGCGCAUUCGCAAAUUUCUCCGGGCCUACAUCCGCAACAUUCUCCUGGCGUACUUUCGCAACAUUCUCCGGGCGUACUUCCGCAACAUUCUCCGGGCGUACUUCCGCAACAUUCUCCUGGCGUACUUUCGCAACAUUCUCCUGGCGUACUUUCGCAACAUUCUCCGGGCGUACAUCCGCAACAUUCUCCGGGCGUACAUUCGCAACAUUCUCCGGGCGUACAUUCGCAACAUUCUCAACAUUCUCCGGGCGUACAUUCGCAACAUUCUCCGGGCGUACUUCCGCAACAUUCACCGGGCGUACUUUCGCAACAUUCUCCGGGCGUACAUUCGCAACAUUCUCCCACUAUCUAUUCCCCACAUUCUCCGACGGUUUUGCCGCAACAAUCGCCGAAUAUUCAACCGCUGCCGAGUAUCGUCAACUCCGUUGUAUCCGAAACAACCGACGAACAAACUAAAAACGAUAAAUCGGCAUUUCCCGUGAAGAAAAGGGCGUACAACGACACCGAACUACCGCAAAUCACGAAUCAACGAUACGAAAUCGAUCCGCGGCUAACCCAGCAAAUCGAAUUGAAGAAAAUUUCGAUUACCAAAGAUAAACCGGAAUCGAAAUCGUACGUCCAUCAAAAUAUCCCCGAUCCGAAGAAUAUAAACGUUCCGGACGAAUUUUUUAACAAAUUUAACAAUUCCGAAUCGAAUUAUCCGUUGAACGUGCCGGUAACGCAAGACAUGUCGAAAUAUACCAACAUGGGUUAUACCGGUCCCGAUUUGAAUACGAGAUCGCAAAGUUAUCCCACUACAUCGAUAUCGACGUCGCAAAAACCGGUUACGACGACCUACGGUAAUCCUAACCUAGCUUUCCAGCAAAUCGAUUACAAGGGGGUGAAAACGACGUGUUCGCAACAAUCGCUUACGAAUUUCGCUACUUCUGCCGCGAAAACCGAAAAUAUCGCCGAUAGACUAUCGACUUACAGCUCGUCUUCGGCCGAUGUCGCGCGAACAAUGGCGAGCUUAUCGCACAUCGUCGAUAGAUUUAACAACGACGAACGGAUGAUGGCGAAUUUACAAAAUUCCUCGUCGUUCUACGCGGAUAAAUCGCACAUUUUGAACAAACCGUUGUCGAAUAGCGCGUCCGGUUUGCCGAUUUUCAGUCAGGCCAAUAUGGCCGCUUUGCAGUCGUAUAACCAAAGUAUCCAAGCGAGUCCGUCUGCUUUGUAUAAUAGACAGUUGACGGAUUUUCAAAAUCAAGGUAUGUUACAGAACGAUUUGAAAAAUAAUCAGCAAGUUCAAAGCGAGGGGAAGAAAACGAAGAAGAGGAAGAGCAGUAAAAAUGCUCCUACUGGCACCAGUGCAGCAGAAACGCAGCCGCAAACUUCCACGAACCAGGGCUUCCAGUCUUACGCUGGUUUAAAGGGAACUUCGUCUCUCGAACCCAGUGCGAUAUCGUUGAAAACUUCCAGUGUAGUGCCGGGUAGUGCUUUCAAUUUCGGUCCGACGCCAGCCGGUUUGGGUAUAAGCCCGGGACUGUACGCCGACAAAGACGGUUACCCGAAUUUCUUGGACGAAUUCCGAUCGGCGCCGAACUAUUACAUGGCGGCCGCGGCGGCUGCGCAUCACCGAUCGGCGCCGGAAAAUUCCGACAAACAAACGCGACCGGCUCAUCAGAACUCCAAUACGCAGUCGUAUCCGUUUUUGGGCGCGCCUCAACGAACUAGUUAUCCCAUCGCGAGCCCGUUCAUUCCCAACGCGCAAGCGCAAUUGAUGGACACCAGCUCGCCGUUGUAUCAACACUACCUGCAGGCGGGUGUGCUGAAUCAGGGGCUGUUACCUCCGCCCGGGGCGUAUCCGCCCGGGUAUCAUCCCGCUUUGAGUAUGAGACAGCCGUACGAUUCUAUGAAUCGGCCGCCGUGGUUGUAG
This is a messenger RNA of Psylliodes chrysocephalus, 5790 nucleotides long. The record is from the annotation of a GenBank genome assembly. Lineage: Eukaryota; Metazoa; Arthropoda; Insecta; Coleoptera; Chrysomelidae.